AUGAUAAUAGAUGGUCCUUUACUCGAGGCCAUCUGCAAAUCCUUGAGCAUGUCGUUCUCCAAUGGAGCAGAUGAGCCAGAUGCUGGGCUAGGCAAUCCCAUCCACCCAGAUCUCUGGAUUCUGCCGAACGAUUUCGAUGCUUUUUUGGCUGAGGUGGAUCAAAUUCGUGCUGAAUCAAAUGAUUUUAUACACGGGUAUAUGAACGCCCAGUAUGGUCAUCAGCCUCCUUACUUUUUUGUGCCGAAUCCUCCAGUCAAUCUUCUUCAUCUAUACCCACUUCCACUCCAUUCUCUUCGUCCAUACCCUCACGGUGCAUUGGACCCCCGACUCUUCAACCCUCCUCAACCUGCUCAGCCUGUUUGGCAGCAUCCUCAGCCUUCAUUCCACGCACAACCAUUCUAUCCAGCCCGCAAUCUUCCCCUCUUUCAACCUCUACCGCAAGAUCAGAACCAUCCGAUUUACUUCCCUCCAUUGCCUCUCCAUGUGGGUUUGCAACGCCGUGACCAUCUCAUUCGACUGCCCGAUGAACUCCUUCGCAAGGUGGCCGGAUACCUAUCCUUCGAAGAUCGCGAGAGUCUCAUGAAAACUUGCAAGAAACUGAAAAAUUCCACCCAGGGCUUGACUGUGGCCCAUAUCAACUGGGUGAACACCGAGAAUCAAAGCAGAAGACAUCGUCCCACGCGCUUCCCCCAGAGAUCACUUGAGCUUGUUCGAGUUCAUGACGGCAAAAUUCUUGGAGAUCUCCUUGAUCCAAGUCACUCUGCAGGUCCAGGGAGCAUUCCAGUGGCAGGAUCGCUCGCCAAAUAUGUUGUCAAGCUCGAAAUGGGAAGUGUCUGCCCGGAUAAAUGCAAGCACGAUCCCGACUGCAAGGUCUGCAAGGUUGAGUGCGAUCAUUCUCCCUGCGGCUUAAGCUAUCGCCUAUUCAGUCAAUUCUCAGGCCUCAAAGAUCUCAUCAUUGAUGUUGAUCUAUUCAAAGGAACGUUAAAAGAUCUGAGAUUACCCGAGAGACUACAGGCAUUACGACUGUACGCCCUCAAAACUCAGCAGCGCCUCAAAUUCUGUCGAAGUCUUUGUAACCUCAAACAUGAUAACUUGAGGAAGUUAAGUGUUUCCACGCUGAAUAUCGGCUGGUCAUCGGAAAGACUGCGUAUGAGUGACCCCACCUCCGCGGAUGAAGACAAGCUUCACCUGCCACGUCUCCACUCACUGGCAUUUCUACACGUUCAAAUAAGAGCAUCCGUUUUGAAGAUCCUCUUCUGGCAAUGGAGGAAUGUUAAGAAAGUCUGGUUCAAACACAUACCAGACAGCGAUCGAGCCAAGCCUACACCUAGAGUUCCCGAUAAUGAUUCAUUGGAUCUCACCGUGUUUGGAACAAUUCUGGAAUCAAUGAAGACAUCUCUGGAAGAACUCUACAUGAUCUUCCAUUUGCCGUUGAGACAUGCUGAUGAGCCAAUCCCAGUGCCUGGUAUCUUACCUAGUCUCAGCGACUUCUCGAAGCUCAGACUGCUGAGCAUUGACCCCGCUGUUUUCGUGGGUGUAGAGACUUGCAGCAUGGCUGCUGAUCCUGCCCUGACAUAUACUGGUGCCGCAACAUUUGCACAGUAUCUCCCUGACAGCCUAGAAGAAUUAGUCAUCGUUCUCAACCUGGAGCAGACCAAUCGAAAUCCUCUGGUGCAUUACAGAUCGGAUCUGAUCGAGGGGAUAUUGGUUGACAGAUUGACCAACGAUAAGUUUCCACAUCUGACUGACAUACGCAUCCUGGAAGACAUUUUCUAUGUGCCAAAUAAAAGAUGCGAUACCCCUGGCAAUCCUGGGCUGGCAGCACAAGUUCAGCCGCAGAGCCAUGUCCACUGCUAUGUAGAUCACUCUACUCUUCUUCCUAGUACACAAGAUCCUGAGGAAUCAGCGCAGCUCGACAAACUGAUGAGUCUUUGCAUAAAUACAGGCAUCCUUCUGUGGCGCUUGCGGUCGCCCAGAGCUACGCAGAACAUCAUACAGUAUUCGAAGUGGCUUCAUACCCAUGCUGCCCCUUUUCAGGGAGAUUCUUCCUGGAUCUACCCUGUCGAACGUUUCUAA
This is a messenger RNA of Exophiala bonariae, 2076 nucleotides long. RefSeq lists its product as uncharacterized. NCBI's taxonomy places the organism in Eukaryota, Fungi, Ascomycota, Eurotiomycetes, Chaetothyriales, Herpotrichiellaceae. Bases 1 to 2076 code for a protein of 691 amino acids. The transcript has 2 exons. The record is from RefSeq and is a predicted model, not a curated record. Gene Ontology annotation, molecular function: protein binding.